Aplosporella prunicola CBS 121167 is the source of this 2319-nucleotide messenger RNA. RefSeq lists its product as uncharacterized. The coding region runs from base 1 to 2319 and encodes 772 amino acids. Lineage: Eukaryota; Fungi; Ascomycota; Dothideomycetes; Botryosphaeriales; Aplosporellaceae. The record is from RefSeq and is a predicted model, not a curated record. The transcript has 2 exons.
AUGUCGACACCAUUGUCGCCGAUUCCUUCGGCUUCUCUCAAUGCCAAAACGCCUUCAACCGCACACCGCAAUCCGGGUAGCCUGUCACAUCGGGGAUCGCCCAAGUCGCCGCUUAUAAACAUGGACGACAACGAUGAAAUCACCUACGACGAUGACCCGCCUAGCUCUCCGUUCGUCUCAAUGAUUGACCAGGAGAAUGUAUCUCCCAUGAAGCCUUCGGUCGAGCAAUGCAGCCCGCUCAAAGAUGUGUGGAAGUUCGCAGAGAAGGAACAAACUGCGGAGACUCCAGCAAAGACCCCAGCCGAAGCUCUAUCUCCAAUUAAGACCUCCCGCAAGAACCGCUCCCCCAGCAAAUCGUCUGCUGUUGAGGGUACGCCCGCGCCUUCUGAACCCACCCUCCGCGACAACGAAGGCUUGACGAUAGCCAUCGAUGCUAUGGAGCAAGACAAACUGGCCGACGCUACCUUUGGCGAUAUCUCAUACUACCAGCCUGCUGCGGAGACGCUGGAUGUGGUGGACGAGAAGGUUGAGGAGACAAACGUCGACGAUACUUGCUUCAGCAAUUUCUCUGAGAUUCCGAACACGGACAUGACCAUGUUCGCGAAGCUCGGUAACAGGAGUCCGGCCAAACAGUUGUUCUCUGACGCACGCACACCGCGCAGAACACCACGAACUCCCGGCACGGCCCGCAAGCGCGACUACAACGACCACGACCGCUCGCCGUCGCCGACUCCGCGGCGCCACAAGACCCCCAUGGUUGACAACGACACCACAAAUCUUCUGCUCGACUUCACGCAGCAAAUGGACACGUUCGCGGCGUCGUCGCGCCGCUCGCCGAGCAAGCGGAACUCACCCACGAAAUCGACCACGGAAUCCAACCUCCGCUCAUACUUGAACGAGCAGCGCUCUCCGCGAAAGUCCAGCGCGACGCCCGCCACGCCCCGGGCCGGCCGCCGUGAGAGCAACCUGCUCAAUCUGCUAGACUUCGACCUCCCGCCCGCGCCCACGCCGCGCUCGGUCCCCACGAUCACGGUCCGUGAACUCGAGUCCGUCAAGUCAUCAUACCAGUCUCAGAUUUCAUCUUUGACGGCCACGCUUAGCGGCCGCGCCGCCGAGGUAGAGAGCUUGAAGAAAGCGGUCGCAGACGCAGAGCGCCGUGUCGGCGAGUCGCAGGAGCAGGUGCGUGACGAGGUGAGCCGACGAGAGCACGCCGAGCGCGAGAAGGCCGAGUGGGAGAAGCGCGGAAUUGAGGUUGAAGAGGUACUGCGCAGUAUCCGCGAGGAGGUGAUUGGCAACGAGAAAGAGCGCGAGGAGCUGUUGCGCAAGCUGGAAGAAAGCGAGCGCCGGACCGAGGAGGCCGAGGCACGCUCGACGGAUCUCGAGGCCCGCGCGAUUGAGGCCGAGGGCAAGCUCGUCGACCAGAGCACAAUGGCGCCUGCGGCGGACAGCGACGCUGCUGCCGCCCCUGCUGGCAAGGACGCUGCUGGUCCCACGGGUGGUGCUGCGCGCUUCACGGCCGAGGAAGUCCAGAAGCAAAUCGACGAAAAGGUCGCAACACUCUGCCGCGAACUCCACGUCGUAUACAAAAAGAAGCACGAAACGAAGGUCGCCGCGCUCAAAAAAUCCUACGAAUCCAAAGCCGAGAAGAAGACGACCGAGCUCUCGCGCAAAAUCGACGACCUCACCAAGCAAAUCACAACGCUGCAAUCCGCGCACGACGCCACACAAACCAAAGCAGACAUGUCGUCGACGACCAUCGGCCCCACAACCUCAGAAGCCGAUCUCCGCCGCCUGGACGCGCAAGCCAAGGAGCUCGAGUCGCAGAAGGCGCAACUCGCGUCCCUGACGGGCGAGCUCGAGGCCGCGCGCGCCGAGCGCGCCCUCCUGAAACAGGAACUCGAUGCCGAGCGCCGCGAGAAGGGCGAGCUGGUCGCGGCUGUCGACGAGAUGCUCGCGCUGCAGGCGGAGCAGGUGGCCGAUGGCUCCGCUCAAAAUCAGGGUGGUGGGGCGACGCCUGCGAGGGCGAGAGACGCGGUCGAGGAUUUUAGGCGGAGUAGGCGCGUCAGCGUCAGUGAUGAGUUUAGGCGCAGUACCGCUGCUGGUGGACAUGGCGCUAGCGGUGGUAGUGCUGCGCAUGCUGCUGCUGCUGCUGCGGCAGACAAGCCGGACUUCAGAAGCAGUGCUAUUGGGCGCCCGUCCGGGCUGCGCACGCCGGGCAGUAGGGGUAGUGGGUUGGCGCGGCCGGCGGUCCAGGCCGGCAAGAGCCGCAUGAUGAGCAAUAUUGAGCGCAUGGGGAGUGGGCGGGGUGGGCUGGAGUAA